Physella acuta is the source of this 1602-nucleotide messenger RNA. Its product is annotated as cdc42 homolog. Gene Ontology annotation, biological process: small GTPase-mediated signal transduction. The record is from RefSeq and is a predicted model, not a curated record. Lineage: Eukaryota; Metazoa; Mollusca; Gastropoda; Physidae. Gene Ontology annotation, molecular function: GTPase activity; GTP binding.
GUGAUUUAUUUAGUUUUAGUAAAGAAAAAUUAGCAGCACUCAACCUUAAAGUUAAUGAGAGUAUUUGUGAAAUUUAUUGACACACAUUCGUUCUUGAUGGCAGUCACGGCGAGUUGCUGAACUUGUUUAAAGUGUUCACAUUGUUUCACGCUCUCAAAUAUUUGGGCAGGGUUUUCAUACGCUAGAGGAUUUACACGCAUUGUUUAAGAAGCUUCUAGCCUACAGUAAUGAGGACGUCGUUUAGAACCAGCCAACGCAAUGACAACCACGACAGCAACCACGCCAGCAACCACGCCAGCAACCCAGUCCACUGCGCCAUGCUCGGGGACGGGAUGAUCGGCAAAACGUCCUUAACAUUGUCCUACUCGACCAACCAUUUUAACGAUGAGUACACGGCCACAAUGCUGGACAGUUAUGAAGUGGCAGUUCACAACGACGGUCAACACUUCAUACUUAGUGUGCAGGACACAGCGGGACAGAGUGAUUUUGAAGAUUUGCGCACCUUGACGUACAAGGAUAGCGAGGUCCUGGUUCUUUGUUUCUCUGUCUGUGACAGGGAUUCGUUCAACAACAUCUUCACCUCAUGGAUACCGGAAAUCAAACGUCACACCCGACGCAGACGACCCAUCAUUCUUGUUGGCACCCAAACGGACAUGCGCACUGGGUGUCUGGAUUCAGAAGUGACGCAAGAGGAAGGUCGUGCGAUGGCCAAACUUGUGGGCGCCGUUACAUACGUUGAAUGCUCUGCUAAAAAUAGAUCUGGACUCCAUGAUGUUUUCUGCAACGUGCUGGGUAUCGCCAUGAGGAGAAGAAAAAGAAAAAAUAGUUUUUUGGGCAGACUUUUCCAGCGGUGAGACAAAAGAACAGACCAGACACAGAACUGAGAUUUACUGUUCAAUCAUACAGACCACCAAGGUUAGAUUUCAGAGUACUCGGUGCUGUCCUAGAGCCGAUGGUUUCUCUAAAUCCCGCGACUUAAGCUGAAUCGUCGUACCCGAAAGUUGAGCCAUAUCUGCCCAAGGGUCCGAACUCGAAACCUUUCUUUUUAGCAAGCAUAAGCAUUACCGACUCGACCACACCGAUUCCGAAAUAAAACAUUUAGGGCAGUUUGAAGUUUUGUUGUACUUCUUGUUCGUUACACUACAACAUGAACAACGAAUGCAAAAUCUAUUGUUUUAUAACAUGAACUAGUGGAAGCCUCUACACUGCCAGUUAUGUUUUCUUAUAUCCUGAGUUCUGUUAUCCACGUGUGUAAAUAGCCUACAUGUAUAGCUUUGCAAGUUUCGGUUUCGAACAUUUGUAAAGUAUGCAAUGUAAUAGGCAGACCUUGUGUAGGUGAGCAGUCUAGAGGCUUUGGUGCUAGCUCUUGGCCUAUUUUAAGAUUGUUUAUCUGGUCAGUUGAUUCACGUUGAGCUAGGGUUAUUGUAGUAAUAUGAACGUAUGUCAUCGUUAUAACAUGAUCUUAUGUUAUCAUUUACUAUAAGCAUGUGAUCGAUGUAAUAUAAGCUUGUUAUCAUUAUCAUACAAGCUGAAACAAAACAAAGAACAGUGCUGGUAGAAGAAGCCGAGUCUAAGUGUUAUAGAAGUUGUGUGUGUGUGGGG